Penicillium soppii is the source of this 432-nucleotide messenger RNA. RefSeq lists its product as uncharacterized. Bases 1 to 432 code for a protein of 143 amino acids. NCBI's taxonomy places the organism in Eukaryota, Fungi, Ascomycota, Eurotiomycetes, Eurotiales, Aspergillaceae. The transcript has 2 exons. The record is from RefSeq and is a predicted model, not a curated record.
AUGACAUGGGCCCAGACCCAUGCUUCACGGGUAAUCAAAGAGCAGACCCUUGCAGUCAGCUGCAUCCCUCGCUAUGACCCACGAGGCCCAGACAUCCUUGGAUCAUGUCGCAUUGACCAAUGCUCGGUUGAAGACUGUUCAAGCUCACAUGUCAAGCGUCGGCAGCGCAAGGGUGAUACAGUCGUGAUUUUCUUCGAUGAGGACCAUUCAUGCUAUGAAUAUUCAUCCUCUCGACCCCUGUUCCACGUUGCAGUUUGCGAUGAAUUUGGUGAUAUUGUAGUUGCAGUUGAGUUUGAAUUUGUUCCCAGGGCUAUAAUUGUUGCCACAGCAAGGGCGUGGAAGACCCUGUACGUGGCCGUGGCCAUGGCGGUGAUAACCUCAGGCGUACUGUUGGUUUGGGCUGCCCUCCGCGUUACUUUCAAUGGGUCGUAG